Molecule: messenger RNA, 855 nt
Organism: Trichoderma atroviride IMI 206040
Lineage: Eukaryota; Fungi; Ascomycota; Sordariomycetes; Hypocreales; Hypocreaceae
Cellular component (GO): mitochondrion
Molecular function (GO): (3R)-hydroxyacyl-[acyl-carrier-protein] dehydratase activity
Source: RefSeq, a predicted model, not a curated record
AUGAAAUCUCGCCCCCCCAAAAUCAUCCGCGACUACCUCACCCCCAUGCCCUCCCACCUCCUCACCACCACGCUCUCAGACCUGCUCCACGCACCACCGCCGCUGUCUUCAUCGCUGCUCAUGUCGUCGGAGAGACACCUUCCGCAGGGCCACCACUUGGUGUAUUUCCCGCUGCAGACGGCGGCGAGCGGGUUGGCGUUUGACGGGGCGGAUCGGGAUCAUGCGCCGAGCGGGGAGUUUACAAAGAGGCUUUGGGCUGGGGGGGAGGUGCGGUUUGGGGGGGGUCAAGGGCUGGUGCUUGAUGGGAGGGCGUGGGUGUGUAGGGAGGAGAUUGGGGAUGUGAGGGUCAAGGGCGGUGGGAAGUGGGAUGAAAGGGUGUUUGUGGAUUUGUGGAGGAGGUAUGGGCUUGGGCAUGGGGUUGGGGAGAGGAGCUGGGAUGUUGAGGAGAGGAGGACGUUGGUAAUCAUUAAAUACCCUCACCCCCCUACACACUCUAUCUCUCUCAUCCCCACGCCUUCCCACCUCUUCCACUUCUCAGCACUCACAUUCAACGCCCACUCCAUCCACCUCGACCCCGGCUACGCGAGAUGGCAAGACGGGCACAAGACGAUUCUCGUGCACGGGCCGUUGACGCUGGCUCUUAUGCUGCGCGUGCUCAACGACCAUGUUGCUGGUGCUGGAAGAGGGCUGGUCAAGUCUAUCGUGUAUAGGAAUUACGCGCCGCUGUAUGUUGGCGAGGAGAUGACUGUUUGCGUGAGGCGGGUGAGGGACGAGGAGUGGGAUGUUUGGGUGCAAGGGCCAGAGGGGGGGAUGGCGGCCAAGGGGAGUGUUGUGGUGGAUGCGAGCAAGAUGUAG